AUGGAAGAUACGAGUGAACCCAAAAAAGACUCAGGCGAUAACCAUGGAAUUAUAUCUUCUUCGGGCAGAAAAGUGAGGAUCUCUAGAAGGGAGACCGACUGGCAAGCGCAGAAGAAGUACUUUGGUCUUGUAAUAGACCGUAGGCUCACCUGGAACCCGCACAUCUCAUCCAAGAAGGCAAUGAAAGCAAAGAUCGAGGGACGGAUCAAAAGUCGUCACGUUCGUAACAUAGAUUCCAACGGAAUAUCAGUUCUAGGAGCCGAUUUUAAUCAUGAUUUGGCCUUCCCACGAUUUGCAGAGCCAAUACCGAAUGUCACAGUUACCGUUGGAAGAGAUGCGUUACUAGCUUGUGUGGUGGACAAUUUGAGGGGUUUCAAGGUUGCUUGGGUACGGGUCGACACCCAAACUAUCCUCUCCAUCCACCACAAUGUGAUUACUCAAAAUCCUCGUAUCUCCCUAUCGUUCAACGACCACCGGUCCUGGUACCUUCACAUUAAAAAUGUACAGGAGGUCGACAGGGGGUGGUACAUGUGCCAAGUGAACACGGACCCUAUGCGGUCUAGACAGGGGUAUUUACAAGUAGUUG
Leptinotarsa decemlineata (Colorado potato beetle) is the source of this 586-nucleotide messenger RNA. Its product is annotated as neurotrimin. Gene Ontology annotation, cellular component: neuron projection. The record is from RefSeq and is a predicted model, not a curated record. NCBI's taxonomy places the organism in Eukaryota, Metazoa, Arthropoda, Insecta, Coleoptera, Chrysomelidae.